Molecule: messenger RNA, 1862 nt
Organism: Pocillopora damicornis (cauliflower coral)
Lineage: Eukaryota; Metazoa; Cnidaria; Anthozoa; Scleractinia; Pocilloporidae
Source: RefSeq, a predicted model, not a curated record
AUAGAUACUCCAUUAUCACCAAGAGAGAAUAUAAACUGAUAUUUUCAUGAUUAUCUCUAAUCAGUCGGGUAAUUAUCGCCCAUUUCCGGAUCGAAUCCACUGAUUUCCUUCCUGUUAGACCGGCCAAACGACUUAUGAUCAAAAUCAAAUAACCAGCAAUUAUCUACCCUUCUAAAACUGUUGCCUAUUAAGGACUAUCACUAAAUUGUCGCAUUUGGAAAUAUAGUGAUAACCAAAUUAACUUCGCAAUAUCAACUCAAGGAUUGAUUCAGAAAUUUACGUGAUAUCACGAUCAACUGUUUGUAUCUUGUCAGACCUCCCAGUCCAAUAAAAGCUGUAUUUGUGACAGUUAUUUACCUUCAAACCACACACCUGGUACCCGUGAUAUGAUUGUUAUGAAUCACUUUACAAAACAAUCCUUUGCUGUCACAUGCUAUCAUUAGUUAUUCAAAGGUAGUUACCUCAGAAACCGUUGCUGGUGAAGAAGUCAAAAGUGCAGUUGUCAAGACCUUGGAGUUAAAUUUUUUGUCGAAAUCGAAGUCAGGUGAAUCAGGAAUAGCGAGAAGAAUGGAAGAACGUUUGCUCAUGAGACUGGUGGUUGGACAGUUGCUGCUGGUUGUCGUAUCCUCAGCAGCUCCACAAGCACAGUAUCAACUUCGUCGUCCAGUUCAGACGAAUGCGCAAACACGUACCUUUCCCCAAAACACACUGGGUAGACAAACAGGUCCACAAACGCAAUUUCAAUUUCGGCGUCCAAUUCAGAUGGGUGCACAGGCCCGCAGUUUCCUUCCAAACCGUUUGAACGCAAAGAGAGGUUAUACAGCUGGACGUUACCCACCUCUCCCAUCCAGAACAGGGGCACAGUUACCGGCUGACAACAGGAAUUUUAUCCCCAAUAGAUUUGACAUUCCAGCGAGUGUUAUACACAAAAAGCCUGGAUCAUCAGUAGGGUGUGUUGGGGUUGAUCCUUGUGGAUUACUUCCCCCCUAUUCUUCACCAGCUCUCCCACAUGCUCCCCCUCCGCUACCUUACACCGGAUUCCCCCCACCACCUGUCCCAUACGGCCCCCAGGGGUACGCUCAAUCAGCCCCCAUGGCUCCCAAUGGGUAUGGUAUGCACUCAAUCAACACCAUGGCUCAGGAUGCAGCGGCAGCAAUGGCCGCUAAAUUAAAACUUCUUGGUGGGACACAUCCUGAGAAAAAAUUCGUGCCACAUCUUCCUCCCAUGGGGAGACCACAGCCGGGAAAACCUCCUUAUAACCCUCCACCUCCGGCUCCGGAGCCACCAGCAGCAACAGCAUUUGCCCCAGGGCUGCCUGGCCAGCUGCCAUAUCAGCAGCCAUUUGGCUACAAUCAACAAGGCAUGCCUCCUCAAACAGCUGAAUUCGGCGCCCAACCGGCUCCCGGGUUUGCUCAGCCGGUAGCGCCUCCGAUGCAAGGAAGCUUCGCUGAUCAGCAACCUCUACCGGCGCCAGCUACUUUUCCCCAGGACCAGGCCCCUGCAUUUACCCCUCAGCAGCCAUUGUCCACGGGACCUCAACAGGUAGAAACACCACAGCUGGUUAACAAUGAUGACCCUCAAGUGCCUUUUUCAGCUGAGAUGAAUCAAGCCCCUGCGUUUAAUGAUCCAGGACAACAAAUGGCACCUAAUGGCUCUUUUGACUUGGCAAAGAAGAGAAUGAUGGCUUUGAAACUAAAAGGUCAAAUGAAGAGAUUUGGAGUUCCAAGACCAGUACAGAAAUCCAGGCUGGCACCCAAGCCCUUGUUCAAACGACAUUUCUAAUAUAAUUUCUAAACAAAUGAUGAUUUAAACCUGAGUAAAUCUAAUUUAAUAAAUCUAAAAUAUAUGACGCUUUUCAUUCA